Paracoccidioides brasiliensis Pb18 is the source of this 366-nucleotide messenger RNA. RefSeq lists its product as uncharacterized. Bases 1 to 366 code for a protein of 121 amino acids. The record is from RefSeq and is a predicted model, not a curated record. The transcript has a single exon.
AUGCUAUAUAACCAGAAGAUCACUCUAUUCUCUGUCUCGGACAUUCUUUCUUCAUGUUAUGAUCAUCUUGAUCAGACAGUCCACUGUUCUUUGAAGCAGAAGUGCUACCAACGGCAUAUUGUUGCACUAUUAGACUCUUACGACGGGAGUGAUGAGGAUGAGGAUAUGGGUGUAGAAACCCUUCCACGGAUUACAGCUUCGGAGGCUUUGAAUUUGGUAAAAAUCGCUUUGUAUGAGGAGCAGCAGGAUCAGGGAGACCUAAUUCAACAACUUAACUACUACGAGAGAAGGUUAGAAGCAUGGAAGCUUGAAAAUCAGCAGCAGCAGGAUAUUCAGGCGUACUUUGAACACUCAGUCUCUAUAUAG